Trichomycterus rosablanca is the source of this 1805-nucleotide messenger RNA. It is a transcript of the gene sf3a3, whose product is annotated as splicing factor 3a, subunit 3. The record is from RefSeq and is a predicted model, not a curated record. Gene Ontology annotation, molecular function: RNA binding; zinc ion binding. Gene Ontology annotation, cellular component: spliceosomal complex; nucleus. Lineage: Eukaryota; Metazoa; Chordata; Actinopteri; Siluriformes; Trichomycteridae. The transcript has 17 exons. The coding region runs from base 100 to 1605 and encodes 501 amino acids. Gene Ontology annotation, biological process: mRNA splicing, via spliceosome.
AAUAACAUAGCAGUAGCAUUAGCAUUGUAACCGAUUGAAUCGGUCUGUCUGAUCGAACCCGUGUAUGAUUUUCCUUCUACUUUGAGAACUUUUUCAACAAUGGAGACGAUUUUGGAGCAGCAGCGGCGCUAUCAUGAGGAAAGGGAAAGACUAAUGGACGUCAAAACAAAGGAGAUGCUACAAAAGAAAGCCACGUCGCGUGAUCAGAUUAAUUCAGAUCAUCGGACGCGAGCCAUGUUGGAUAGGUAUAUGGAAGUGUGUGGCAACCUCAGAGAUGCAUACGAGGACAAAGAUGGUUUAAGAAAGGAAGAGCUGAGUGCGAUAUCUGGGCCAAAUGAGUUUGCUGAAUUCUACAACCGACUGAAACAGAUCAAAGAAUUCCACAGGAAACAUCCUAAUGAGAUCAGUGUGCCCAUGUCAGUGGAGUUUGAUGAGCUGAUGAGAGCCAGAGAAAACCUCAGCGAGGAAGCUCAGAAUCUAGUAGAAUUCACAGAUGAAGAAGGAUAUGGUCGAUACCUGGAUCUCCAUGACUGUUACUUAAAGUACAUCAACCUGAAAGGAUCUGAUAAACUGGAAUACGUCUCCUAUUUGUCAUCCUUUGAUCAACUGUUCGAUAUCUCCAAAGACAGGAAGAAUGCAGAGUACAAAAGAUAUCUAGAGAUGCUCCUGGAGUACCUGCAGGAUUACACAGACAGGGUAAAGCCUCUGCUGGAUCAAAACGAGCUAUACGGAAAGGUGCUCGCUGACUUUGAGAAGAAGUGGGAGAGCGGGAGCUUUCCUGGCUGGCCGAAAGAAGCUAGCAGUGCUUUGACCCAUGCUGGAGCUCAUCUCGACCUGUCUGCCUUUUCCUCCUGGGAGGAGUUGGCGUCUCUUGGUCUGGACAGAUUGAAGUCGGCUCUCAUGGCUCUGGGGUUGAAGUGUGGAGGCACAUUAGAGGAACGAGCACAAAGAUUGUUCAGCACUAAAGGCAAAUCUCUGGAGUCCCUGGAUUCCUCUCUAUUUGCCAAAAAUCCAAAAGCAAAGGGACCAAAAAAAGACACAGAACGAAACAAGGAGAUCGCUUUCCUGGAGGCCCAAAUUUAUGAAUAUGUGGAGAUCCUGGGGGAGCAGAGACAGUUGACUCAUGAGAACGUACAGAGGAAGCAGGCCCGGACAGGUGAGGAGAGAGAAGAGGAUGAUGAAGAGCAGCCCAGUGAGAGCGAGAGCGAAGAUGAGGAUAAUGAGAUUAUCUACAACCCCAAGAACUUGCCGCUGGGCUGGGACGGCAAGCCCAUUCCAUACUGGUUGUACAAACUUCACGGCCUGAAUAUCAACUACAACUGUGAGAUCUGUGGGAACUACACGUACAGAGGACCCAAAGCCUUCCAGAGACACUUUGCAGAGUGGAGACACGCACACGGCAUGCGUUGCUUGGGCAUCCCCAACACAGCUCACUUUGCCAACGUCACCCAGAUUGAGGACGCCGUUUCCCUUUGGUCAAAGCUGAAGUCACAGAAGGCAUUAGAGAGGUGGCAGCCAGACACAGAGGAAGAGUACGAGGACUCCAGUGGAAACGUGGUCAACAAGAAGACCUAUGAGGAUCUGAAGCGCCAGGGCCUGCUUUAGGUUUCUGUAAGACAUGCACAGUGAAACCCGGUGCUUCGAGGAUCCCUUUUCAUUACGUUAUAUGUUCUUUUAUCUUGAAUUCCAGCCAUGAUGUAUCUUACAAAUAGAACAUUGGUAUGUUUUUAUUAUUUGAGAAUUUUUGUUAAGCCCAAAUGAGGUGAAUCAUUUAACAGUCAAUAAAUCUGAGUAUGUUUGGUCAA